This is a messenger RNA of Encephalitozoon romaleae SJ-2008, 381 nucleotides long. RefSeq names its product 60S ribosomal protein L14E/L6E/L27E. The coding region runs from base 1 to 381 and encodes 126 amino acids. Gene Ontology annotation, cellular component: cytosolic large ribosomal subunit; ribosome. The transcript has a single exon. Gene Ontology annotation, molecular function: structural constituent of ribosome. NCBI's taxonomy places the organism in Eukaryota, Fungi, Microsporidia, Unikaryonidae. The record is from RefSeq and is a predicted model, not a curated record. Gene Ontology annotation, biological process: translation.
AUGAUCUUUGUGCCAAACAUGAUAGUUGUUGUAACAAGUGGAAAGAACGCAGGAAAGAAAGCUGUUGUGAUAAAGCAACUUGACGAGAGAUACGUCCUGACUGCAUGUGUUGUCAGGGUUCCGAAGGACUCGGAAGAUCACCAGCCCAAGUGGAUAAAACGUAGAAACUCUAAGUUCUAUGUCGUGCUUAAGAAGUACAACAUCAGCCAUCUAAUUGCCACAAGGUAUAAGGCAGAUCUGGGGCUAUCAUCAAUUGACUACAGUGGGAUUGAGCAGAAUGCCGAAACCAAGAGGGUCCUUACCGACAAGACAAAGGAUUUUAUGAUGAAGGCAUGGAAAGAGAGCAAGGCAAAAUUCCUCUUUUCAUCCCUCAGCUUUUGA